Messenger RNA from Plasmopara halstedii, 312 nucleotides. RefSeq lists its product as uncharacterized. The record is from RefSeq and is a predicted model, not a curated record. Lineage: Eukaryota; Oomycota; Peronosporomycetes; Peronosporales; Peronosporaceae. The transcript has a single exon. Bases 90 to 284 code for a protein of 64 amino acids.
CUCUAAUUAGUGAUGCAUGAUUUCGUCCUAAUACUUUUCUAUACUUUUGUACAAGUAAAGUUGGCAGGUUUGUAAAAAACUGGGCAGUGAUGGGAAAUCCAAUCGAGAUAGCCGUAAGCGCGUCAAUCUUUACUACUCAAGGUUACAGCAGAAGCAAGAUUCUCUUACCGGAUGUUUGCCAGCUUGAAAAAAUUCGCAUCAGACACAGGUGUUUGUCUUAUCACUCCCAUCAGUUGGUACCAUACUUGCUGCACCACCAAUUCGCACAUCUCAUCAUAUUUUAGUCAAACUAAAACGUGUGCCGUACCAGAA